AUGACACUUGAGGCGCCUGAGGAAACCACCCCUUCCCCCUCUCAUCUCCACCCCUUCCCCCUCCCAUCUCCACCCCUUCCCCCUCCCAUCUCCACCCCUUCCCCCUCCCAUCUCCACCCCUUCCCCCUCCCAUCUCCACCCCUUCCCCCUCCCAUCUCCACCCCAUCUCCACCCCAUCUCCACCCCAUCUCCACCCCAUCUCCACCCCAUCUCCACCCCAUCUCCACCCCAUCUCCACCCCAUCUCCACCCCAUCUCCACCCCAUCUCCACCCCUGCACCAGCGCUCACCUGACCCGGCCCAUGGGGGGAGGGAGGAGGAGGAUGAGGACGAGGAGGGUGAGGAGGAGGAGGAGGAGGAGGAGGAGGAGGAGGAGGAGGAGGAGGAGGAGGAGGAGGAGGAGGAGGAGGAGGAGGAGGAGGAUGAGGAGGGGGGUGAGAGCUCUAUGCCGCAACGCUACCACCUGUCGCUGCCACUCCCAUGCCCCUCAGCCAUGGCUGCCUUUGUCGCUGCUCCCCUGCUCGCCGCGCCCGCUGCUGCUGUUGGCUUCGGAGUGAAGACCAGCCGCCGUGUGUCCGUCCGUGCUGAGGCGGCCAAGGGCGAGGUGGCAGUGGUGAUCAACCCCGCCAUUCAGAAGGACGUGGAGAAGGUUGCUGACGCCGUCGUCGUGGGGGAGCUCCAGAAGCCUGUCACCGCUUACUGCAGGUGCUGGCGCUCCGGGACCUUCCCCCUGUGCGAUGGCACACAUGUGAAGCACAACAAGGCGACUGGAGACAACGUGGGACCUCUGGUGCUCAAGAAGUGA
Closterium sp. Naga37s-1 is the source of this 804-nucleotide messenger RNA. NCBI's taxonomy places the organism in Eukaryota, Viridiplantae, Streptophyta, Zygnematophyceae, Desmidiales, Closteriaceae. The record is from the annotation of a GenBank genome assembly.